Molecule: messenger RNA, 1853 nt
Organism: Bemisia tabaci
Lineage: Eukaryota; Metazoa; Arthropoda; Insecta; Hemiptera; Aleyrodidae
Source: RefSeq, a predicted model, not a curated record
GCAACAUGGCGGCCAUGCGUACGCUAAUGCAAUGUAUGUAAUACGCAAAUACGCAUUUACGCGGAAUCACGGCCGGCACCCGGAUCGUUCAAUUUAUUAUAAUUUAUUUAAUUACUAACCGUUAAAACUGUCUGCUCUACUCAUUUAGAAGUAUUCCAUAAAUUCAAGACGAAGAUUUAACCCCAGGGCCAACGAGAAUCAAGAAGAAGCCAUGGGAAGCGCGGAGAAACCGAAGUUUAGAGUGGAUCUUUACUUGAUCUUUACAGGUGAAGAAAGAAACAACUGAAAUUAACAAGCAACUGAGCCACCUAAGGAGGCUUAAGGACUUUGGCAAAGCAAGUGUGCUGAAAAUUUAAUGGACGCAUGCUCGGAUAAAACUCAACCAUAGAUUAAGCAUGGUCAAAAUAGCAAUAGCCCAGACAGAUGCAACACUAGGUAGUUGGCCCAGUUGCUCAAUAAGUGCAAAGAGUCAUUAACGGGAAUAAAAAAACCUGAGUGUGAUAAAGACGCAGUUCAGAUAUCUGGUAACAUCACAGGUGAACAUUCUAGCGAAAUACAAGACAUAUUACAUCAUACAAUAGACGGUGUUUAACAAAGUAGGUUUUUAUAAUAAAAAUGAUACGGAUGUUAUUUCACAGUAAAUUUUAUAUGAAUGUAUCAUUUAGGAAUUUAGCAAAAUUAUCAGCAAUGUCAUUCUGCGCUACUUAAGGCUCUUAUACUGGUAUUUCUAACAUAGCAAAAAAGGAUGCUCAAAGAACUACAGAUUUUAAGAAAGAAAUUGAGAGCGCACAGGAAGAGAGAUUGUAGCAUUUAAAAAAAAUGCAUUCUAUUUUUAUAGAAGCAAAGCAUCCAAGUGAUAACCCUAUCCUUAAAUGUUAUGAGGAUUGAUGAAAUUCAUCAGGUUCUAUACUUUUAAAAUUUGGAUAGUGACUGAUACUUUUUCAACUUCUUUCCAAAAGUUGUAGAUUUCCUUCACAUUUUUGGUGUUUGAUUUUGCUGAAAAAUGUUGUGUAACAAAGAUUCUAGCAUGAAAUGCUGGAAGAAGAACCUAUAUGAAAACAAAGGUUAUCCGGACAACUACACUGACAAGACAUUUUUGGAUGAAUUGAAGAAAAAUCUACAUGUCAGGUCAAUAACUUUCCAAGAAGCAUGUUUAGGGGCAGGUCUUGUAAUCCAGGAAUUUUGCAUUAUUAUUUUUUUUAUCCUGGGAUUUAUCUACUUGUACAAUGAGUGGAUACAACCAGAAGCCCUGCUGUCCUACUUAAGUCUUGCCACAUGUUGCAGUUAUAUUUUAUUUUUUUCACGUCAGUACAGCAUUUUGAAAGUUUUUAGAACUCUCCUUGUAUUUCUGUUAUUUAGUUAUUUACUCGCCCCAAUCUUGAAAACUUUGACAGAAACAAUUAGUACAGAUACUAUUUAUGCACUAACCGUCUUUAUGAUGUCUGUUCAUUUAAUAUUUUUUGAUUAUGGAGUGCCAGCAACGAUAGUUUCUAGUUCUUUGUCCUUGAAUGCGGCAAUAUUUGCCUCUAUAUGCCUUGCUUCAAGGCUUCCUUCUCCAUUUCAUACAUUUGUGUUAAUUACCCUAGCGGUAGAAUGCUUUGUUUUAUGUCCCAUCCUUAUUUCAAAGAUUGGGAAAUCUUUUUUAGUAAUUUUCAUACUCUCUGUGAUAGCAGCCUUUGGACUGUUAACUGUCUCACGUACUAUGACAUUCUUAUUUAUUUUAGUUAUCCUUUUCAUAAAUUUUAUAUGCCCAUUGGCCUUUGUCCGGUUACAGCGGUAUAAAGAUAAUAUUUAUGGGCCGUGGGAUGAAGCUGUUGUCCGCUAAAAUAUAUGAUUUCUUUAUUCUACUUCAA